AUGGACAUUCCGCCCUUCCCGGACGAUGCCCCUACCAUCCCUAUUGCCCGCAUCUCGUAUGCGGCCCUUCUCGCAGGCGACACGGUGGAAAGUCAGAAAGUACUGACGGCAUGCACGACUGAUGGCUUCUUCUACCUAGACAUGACAGAAAACGCGAGCGGCCAAGAGUUACUGGAUGAUGCAGGUCAGCUCCAUAGUCUGUCAAAGGGGCUCUUCGACGCGCCCGUCGAUGAGAAGAUGCGGUAUCUCAACGACAGAGGCAAGUCGCUGUUCGGAUACAAGCCGACUGGGGCAGUGGCCAAAGACCACCUCCACAACAUCACCUCGAGCCGCACCUAUCCCCCCGAAAUGACUACCUCCCAACCACUCUGCCGGAGUUUUACGCAGAACGCCCACGUCUGCGCACAGGUCAUUAUGCGGACGCUUGCGCGCCAGCUCCACCUCGAAGAUGAGGACACUUUCGCGCGGCGGGCGGACUUCAAGGCUCCCUCAGGGGACCAUUUGCGACUAACCAAAAAGUCGCUAAAUCCCAAGGAUAACGAUGGCCACACGAUCGGGCUAGCAUCGCACACCGACUUUGGGUUAGUGACGGUCCUCUUCAACUGGCUUGGCGGGCUCCAGAUCCAGAGCCUCCAGCCGGAAAAUGCUGGGCAGUGGUGCUUCGUGAAGCCGCUUCCGGGUCACGCAAUUAUCAAUCUUGGCGAUGCAAUGGUCAAAUUCACGAACGGGACGCUGAAGUCAGCCAAGCAUCGCGUAGUUCCUGCCCCUGGGUUACAGGCGACGGUGGAUCGGUACAGCGUGGUGUACUUCUCGCGACCGGCAGAUGAGGCGAUUAUGGAGGUGCUUCCACCUUUCUUGGGAGACGGGACGGUGCAAAUUGGGGGGAAGUUGGGCGAAGAGGGGAAGAGAUACACGACUCGGGAGUGGAUGGUGCGACGACUGGUGCAAAUGGGGCAUUGA
Molecule: messenger RNA, 960 nt
Organism: Aspergillus candidus
Lineage: Eukaryota; Fungi; Ascomycota; Eurotiomycetes; Eurotiales; Aspergillaceae
Exons: 2
Coding region: 1-960 (319 amino acids)
Molecular function (GO): dioxygenase activity
Source: RefSeq, a predicted model, not a curated record